This is a messenger RNA of Saxophila tyrrhenica, 561 nucleotides long. RefSeq lists its product as uncharacterized. The record is from RefSeq and is a predicted model, not a curated record. The transcript has 2 exons. Bases 1 to 561 code for a protein of 186 amino acids. NCBI's taxonomy places the organism in Eukaryota, Fungi, Ascomycota, Dothideomycetes, Mycosphaerellales, Extremaceae. Gene Ontology annotation, biological process: carbohydrate metabolic process.
AUGGAGCCCGAGCUCGAAAAGGAGUACAUCCGCCGCCAGCUCAAAUCUGUAAAAGAGCUCACCGGCGAGUAUCCAUGCGGUUGGUACUAUGGUCGCCUAUCGCCACGCUCUCGUGCGCUCGUGUGGGAGGUGUACAAGGAGCAGGGCAUUCCUUUGCUCUGGGAGAGCGAUGCGUACUGCGACGACCUGCCAUAUUGGGUCGACGUACCCGCGGAGAAGGACGCUGAAAAGGCGGAAGGCAUGUUGAUGAUUCCGUAUACCUAUGACAACAACGACCUCAAAUUUCACAGCACGACUGGCACCUUCUCGCCACAAGCAUUCUUCGAGUACCUGCAGUCCGCAUUCGACGUCCUUCUCGCCGAAGGGUAUGCUGGCACACCAAAGAUGAUGACCAUUGGUCUGCACUGCAGGAUCAUCGGAAAGCCGGGUCGCUUCAUGGCUCUCAAGAGGUUCGUGGAGUAUCUUUCGUCCAGACCAGACGGCGAGGUGUGGGUGACGAGGCGGGAUGAGAUUGCGAAGCACUGGAGGAAGCAGUAUCCGUACCAGAAGGGCAAGCGGUAG